AUGAGCGUGCCGGAGGUGGAGGCGCUCGUUUCCCAGAAGUACGAGAUCAAGAGGCGCCUGGGCAAGGGGGCUUAUGGCAUUGUAUGGAAAGCAAUCGAUCGCAGGACAGGAGAAAUAGUUGCUGUUAAAAAGAUUUUCGAUGCUUUCAGGAACAGAACAGAUGCUCAGAGAACAUUUCGAGAGAUUAUGUUCCUGCAGGAAUUUGGAGAACAUCCAAAUAUCAUCAAGCUGCUUGAUGUUAUCCGAGCUCAGAACAACAAGGACAUCUACCUCAUCUUUGAGUCCAUGGAGACAGAUUUGCAUGCUGUGAUUAAGAAGGGGAGUUUGCUGAAAGAUAUCCACAAGUGUUACAUUCUCUACCAACUCCUGAAGGCAACUAAAUUCAUCCACUCAGGAAAUGUUAUUCACAGAGAUCAGAAGCCUUCAAAUAUCUUGCUGGAUGCAGACUGCUUUGUUAAACUUUGUGAUUUUGGGCUGGCCCGUUCUUUAUGUCAGAUCAGUGAGGACCAAGGCAACCCUGCUCUAACGGAAUACGUGGCAACACGCUGGUACCGAGCCCCUGAGAUCUUACUUUCCUCUCGGAGUUACACUAAAGGUGUAGACAUGUGGAGCAUUGGCUGUAUUCUGGGAGAGAUGCUACUUGGGAAACCUCUUUUUCCUGGAACAUCAACAGUGAAUCAAAUAGAGCAGAUCUUGAGAGUCAUUCCUGCCCCAUCCCCAGAAGAUAUUUUGGCUAUGCAAUCAGAUUACAGGGCCUCAGUUAUUAACCGCUUGAGUUCCCGGCAGCGAGUAACAUUUGAGGAGAUUUUACCAUCCUCUACUCCACUGCCUGCCUUGGAUCUUCUGAAGAAACUUUUAGUAUUUAACCCUGAUAAACGACUCACAGCAGAGGAGGCGCUGCAGCAUCCUUAUGUGAAAAGGUUUCACUGUCCAGCCAGGGAGCCCUCUCUGGAUUAUGAUGUGAUUCUUCCUUUAGGUGAUGAUAUCCAGCUGUCUGUGGCAGAAUAUCGAAAUAAAUUGUAUGAGAUGAUCCUUGAAAAGAAAUUAAAUAGCCAUCCAAAAGAGCAAGUGCGGAGAGAAAAUAUUCAACUAAGUCAGUCUGAAUCAAGGCCACUUCUUCCGAAUUCCAAUUCUGUGAAUUUACCUACCAGGAAAGGCCAGAGAGAACCAACACCGCCUCUUCUAAGAACUUCGCAUGUGCAUACUGGAACUACAACUAGUGUCCAGCCAGAAGUAUCCACCCAGAGUGAAGAUUUAACAAGAACUUUAUGUCAGAGGUCAAAGAUCAAUGUGAUAUACAAUCCCAUAACACACACUGCUGUUCAAAGUAAUGCAAAUUCUGGUGCUGUGAUCAGGAACUGUUCUGCACCACUUUCUCAACAGGCCAGAAUCCCCAACAAUAGGAAACUGGGGAGACAAAUCACACGGGCAAAUGCAAAUGCUCAGCUACCUCCUACAAGUGUACAGAACCUUUAUAAUAAUCCAAGAAAUACUCACUUUCACAGCAAAGAUGUUCAUCCCCUUCCGAAGUCCAGUAAAAAGAUAUUCCAGAUUACUGCAAAUAUGGGAGCUGCUGGUGAUCCAAAAGCAUCAAUGGGCAGUUAUUCCCAGGCCUAUGGAACCAUAUGUAAAUCUGCACUGCAGAGUCUUCCAAUAUCAAAGUCCUCCCAACAACAUGAGCAGUGAACAUGGAAGUGUUCUAACCAGGUAACUAACUGUUCUCUGAAGACCAAGAAGACUAAACGCUUCACAGAUGAUCUUAAAGCCCUUCAUUUUGUUUUCCACUAAUUUCUGUGACUCUUCUGGGGUAAAUGAACAUAAUGAAUGGUGGCUUAAUUUCAUUAAAAUCAAGUAGAAAAGCAUU
This is a messenger RNA of Gavia stellata (red-throated loon), 1864 nucleotides long. RefSeq names its product mitogen-activated protein kinase 15 (gene MAPK15). Gene Ontology annotation, biological process: intracellular signal transduction; protein phosphorylation. The record is from RefSeq and is a predicted model, not a curated record. Bases 1 to 1686 code for a protein of 561 amino acids. Lineage: Eukaryota; Metazoa; Chordata; Aves; Gaviiformes; Gaviidae. Gene Ontology annotation, molecular function: ATP binding; MAP kinase activity. Gene Ontology annotation, cellular component: cytoplasm; nucleus. The transcript is spliced from 14 exons.